GUUGUUUUUCUCAAAAUUGAAAUUGUUAUUUCUGUCUCUCUCUUUGGGGAGCGUUUAAAGUUUAGAAUUUUUGGGUUUUUGAAUGACGAGUUGGCUGAGAGUAUUGAAGUCCGUACAGGCCGUCGCAGCCCACAGCCUGCUCUUGUGCUUCACGCUCUUGCUCGUCCUCAAGCUCGACCAUGUCAUCGUCAACUCCUGGUGGAUUAUUUUUCUCCCACUUUGGAUAUUUCAUGCAGUUGUUGCCCGAGGAAGAUUCUCAUUACCUGCUCCAUCAGUUCCACAUAAUCGUCAUUGGGCACCAUGCCAUGCAAUUGUUGCGACCCCAUUGCUUAUUGCGUUUGAGUUGCUCCUUUGUAUAUAUCUUGAGAGUGUUUAUGUUCAUGAUUUGGCUCCUGUAAACUUGAAGAUUGUCUUUCUUCCCCUUCUGGCACUUGAAAUAACUGUUCUAGUUGACAAUUUCAGAAUGUGUAGGGCGCUAAUGCCUGGAGAUGGAGAAAGCAUGAAUGAUGUGGCUGUAUGGGAGAUGCUUCCUCACUUUUGGGUUGCAAUAUCCAUGGUCUUUUUUGCUGCUGCUACAGUCCUCACACUCCUAAAGAUAUGCGGUGAUGUACGUGCUCUUGGCUGGUGGGACUUGUUUAUAAAUUUUGGUAUUGCAGAGUGCUUUGCCUGUCUCGUUUGUACAAAGUGGUCUAAUCCGAUGAUUCAUAGAAACUCUCACACAAGGGCAGCAAGCUCAACUUCUGCAACUAUUAGAUAUCUUGACUGGCACAGUAGUUUAGUAGUUUCUCCCGAGGAUGACCAGCAGGAGGAUAGAAUAUGUGGUCUGCAGGACAUUGGUGGCCAUAUCAUGAAAGUUCCAGUGAUUGCUUUUCAAAUCCUCCUUUUUAUGCGCUUGCAGGGAACACCUCCUAAUGCUAAGCACAUUCCACUGCCAGUUCUCUUCUCUCCUAUUUUCCUACUGCAAGGUGUAGGUCUACUCAUUGCUGCCUCUAGGUUGGUAGAGAAAAUUGUACUUUUACUUCGCAGUGGAGAUGGAACAGGAUUAUAUUUCAGUUUUUCUGCAAGAGUUCAUGACUUCUUGGGGUUCUUGCACAAUGGUUCGAGGCUACUGGGUUGGUGGUCAAUUGAUGAAGACAGUCAAGAAGAACAAGCCCAGCUUUUCCAGCAGGGAGCUUCUGGCUACGAUACUUUCUGUGGUUAUCCUCCCGAGAUUGUGAAGAAAAUGCCUAAAAAGGAUCUUGCUGAAGAGGUUUGGAGACUGCAAGCAGCUCUAGGUGAGCAGGCAGAAAUCACAAAAUACAGCCAACAGGAGUUUGAAAGACUUCAAAACGAGAAAGUUCUAUGCAGGGUUUGCUUUGAGGGAGAGAUUAGUGUUGUCCUGCUUCCAUGUAGGCACCGUAUCCUUUGCAGUGCCUGCUGUGAGAAGUGCAAAAUUUGCCCAAUUUGCCGUGUCUCUGUCGAGGAGCGCUUACCUGUAUAUGAUGUUUAGGUUUUAACCUGCCAUCUUGUUUUUCUAAGAGCACAAAUCGAAGCGCAUGGAGAAGGUAAAAGAACGACGACAGGAGAAUGUUUCGAUAUGGUUUCUCACUUUUUACUGAAACUUGGAUAUUACUUGUUCAAACUGACAACAAGAAUUAGGUUGACACACAGGAAUUGCAGUUGCUGCAACCAUGUAUAUGUUCAACAAUUUUCUUUUCCUUUGUACAUUGUAAAUAUGCUGAACUUUCAUAGGGGGAAAUGACACUGGGUCAGUUUUAAGUUCUUUGUCAUGCUGUUAUAAAACAGUGUUUAUUUGAGCUGUAUUCUGUGUAUA
Juglans microcarpa x Juglans regia is the source of this 1813-nucleotide messenger RNA. RefSeq lists its product as uncharacterized. The transcript has 14 exons. The record is from RefSeq and is a predicted model, not a curated record. The coding region runs from base 83 to 1489 and encodes 468 amino acids. Lineage: Eukaryota; Viridiplantae; Streptophyta; Magnoliopsida; Fagales; Juglandaceae.